Cladocopium goreaui is the source of this 395-nucleotide messenger RNA. NCBI's taxonomy places the organism in Eukaryota, Dinophyceae, Suessiales, Symbiodiniaceae. The record is from the annotation of a GenBank genome assembly.
CUUCUCCAGAGAUCGAGGUCCGAGAAGCCCUGCCGACGCCGCCCAUCGCGCCGGCGGAGCGCAAGGUCGCGGCAAGGGGAUCCUCGGCUCCGCCAGACCCCUGCCGAGCCAAAACAGAUGAUGAGGCAGAUAAAGGCCCACCCGUUUCUCUUCCUAGGCCCAUGUCUGCCGAUUCCAUGCCAGACAAGGAGCGGAAAACAGGCGUGUCCAGCGCCACCUUAAAGGUGCCCCGUGAGGACGACCGCGCGGGCAGCCUGAGCCCUUCCAGCCCUUCCAGCGCCUCCGGGAGCCGCGGGCGCCAGGGAGGCGGCCAAGCAGUUUUACCGUCGACCUCUAACCGGCACCUUUCGCCGAGUCCAGCGGUUGUUACGCAGGACUCCAAAGUGCUGCGAGAC